Molecule: messenger RNA, 1543 nt
Organism: Panicum virgatum (switchgrass)
Lineage: Eukaryota; Viridiplantae; Streptophyta; Magnoliopsida; Poales; Poaceae
Product: putative nuclease HARBI1
Exons: 1
Coding region: 94-1464 (456 amino acids)
Source: RefSeq, a predicted model, not a curated record
AAACUAGCCGUUGGGAAACUAGCUGUUGGAAUAGGUUGCACCAGCAUAUAAAAGGCUGAAGGUUGAGAGCAGCAAGCAACACCCCCUUCAGCAAUGUCUACAUCCCAGCUCCAAAACUCAGAUAGUUCUAGUAGCGAGUGUGACCUUGAGAAGCUUAUGUGGGAGUUUACAAAUGACCCACUCGAAGCUGAGAUUGAAGCUGAGCUUGAAGCGGAAAAUGAAGCUGAAAUUGAAGCUGAGGCUGAAAUGGAUCUGUUUGGAAAUUCCCAUCAGUUCCAUCGUAGGUAUAUAGACCGGAAUAGAGAAGAUGCAAACAGGAGACUAGAAGCUGACUACUUCUGCAACAACCCAGUAUACACUGACACUCAGUUCCGGCGAAGGUACAGGAUGAGAAGGCAUCUGUUCGAGCAUAUUGUAUACACCCUUGGUGAGUGGUCUCCAUAUUUUCGCCAAAGGAAAGAUGCCUUUGGCAAGCUUGGUUUUUCACCUCUACUUAAGUGCACUGCAGCUAUGAGAAUGUUAGUCUAUGGUAGCCCUGCUGAUCUACUAGAUGAAGGUCUACGGAUUGUUGAAACCACCACCAUAGAGUGUUUGACCGAAUUUGUAAGAGGUAUUAGAGAGAACUUUGGUAAAGAAUAUCUAAGAAGGCCCAAUGAAGAAGACACUAGAAGAUUACUCCGCGUUGGUGCAGUGCGUGGCUUUCCUGGAAUGCUAGGCAGUCUUGAUUGUAUGCAUUGGCAUUGGGAAAAUUGUCCAGUUGCUUGGAAAGGCCAAUACACUAGGGGUGAUUAUAAAGUACCGACAAUUAUGCUUGAAGCUGUUGCCUCACAUGACUUAUGGAUAUGGCAUGCAUUUUUUGGAGUUCCUGGUUCAAAUAAUGACCUUAAUGUCUUGAACCAGUCGCCAUUAUUCACAACCACAUUACAAGGAAGUGCUCCAAAGGUCCUGUUUACAGUGAAUGGCAACCAGUACAAUAUGGGAUACUAUUUAGCUAACGGCAUUUAUCCUGAAUGGGCAUCUUUUGUCAAGACAAUAUCAUUGCCUUAUAGUGAGAAACACAAAUUAUUUGCAAAAAAGCAAGAAGCAGCAAGAAAAGAUGUUGAAAGGGCAUUCGGGGUUCUACAAGCUCGUUUUGCAAUAUUGCGAGGCCCUGUACGCUUUUGGAAACAGGAAACACUUGCAGACAUUAUGUAUGCAUGUAUUAUACUUCACAACAUGAUAGUAGAAGAUGAAAGGGAUUCCUAUGUGGUUCGGUUCAAUGACACUGAGGAGUAUAACGUACGUGAUGAAGAUGAGCACUACGAACAGGGGAGGUCUCAGCCUUUAGCGGGGUUCAAUCAUGGGCCAAUUCAUGAAUUCUCCAGGGUACUGCAAGCAAAUGAUGCCAUUCAUGAUAGGGAAAAGCAUCAUCAACUCAAGGCUGACUUGGUGGAGCACAUAUGGCAAGGAUUUCGUGGUGAAUGAGCCUAUUUUAGUUUUUACUGCUAAAUUAAUAGUAUGCCCAAUGUUUAGCAUUUGGAACACUUUUAGUUGUAACCUUACU